This is a messenger RNA of Cannabis sativa, 3705 nucleotides long. RefSeq lists its product as uncharacterized. NCBI's taxonomy places the organism in Eukaryota, Viridiplantae, Streptophyta, Magnoliopsida, Rosales, Cannabaceae. Gene Ontology annotation, molecular function: nucleic acid binding; RNA-DNA hybrid ribonuclease activity. The record is from RefSeq and is a predicted model, not a curated record. The coding region runs from base 1 to 3705 and encodes 1234 amino acids. The transcript has 2 exons.
AUGUACGGUGAACCUAACCGAGCUUAUAAAUUCAGAACUUGGGAUUUGCUUCGUACGAUUGCUGAUGAAUCUCCGUUACCUUGGUGCGUAAUUGGUGAUAUGAAUAACAUUGCUUCUCACUCGGACAAGAGAGGGGAUAAUCGAUAUCCUAAUGGGUUAGUCGAAGGUUUCCAACAAGCUCUCUCUGAUUGCAACCUGAUUGACUUAGAGCUUAUUGGAUAUCACUUUACUUGGGAACGUGGGCGUGGAACAGGAAGCUGGGUGGAAAUUAGGUUGGAUCGUGCUAUGGCUACUCCUCAUUGGAUUGAGCUUUUUCAUUCAGCUCAACUCGUGAACUUGGAAAUCUCAAGCUCAGAUCAUUGUCUGUUGUUACUUGAGCUGGUGAACAAUGUCUUAACGGCUGCUCCUCGCCAUUUUAAGUUCGAAAACGCUUGGCUGCGUGAACCCAUGUGCCUGCAGGUGGUUCGGGAUUCCUGGGAAACCAGUAAUGGCGAUUCAAUAACUGUGAAGAUUAAGCGAUGUGGGGAGAAUAAUAUCAAACGAUUGAAGAGGUUGAGAGAUGAGGAUUCGGCUGCAGAACUGAAAAAUGCAGAAAAAAGUUUGACAGAAAUUCUUACACAGCAGGAGGUGUUUUGGAAACAAAGGUCGAAGCAGCUUUGGCUUCGUGAAGGGGAUUCCAAUAGCAAGUUUUUUCAUGCCAAAGCUACAUCUCGUAAGAAGAACAAUGCUAUUACAAGACUACAAAACAGUUCGGGUACUUGGGUUGAUUGGAGUUCAGGUUUGCAUGAUGUUAUUCACAUGUAUUUUUCUGAGUUAUUUACCUCAACUAAUGCUCUUACUGAUGCUGUGGUGGCUGGUAUUACUCCGUCCAUUUCGAGUACUCAUAAUGAAGAUUUGAUACGGCCGGUUCAUGAGGAUGAAGUAAGAAGGGCGUUGUUUCAAAUGCACCCAGAUAAGGCACCAGGUCCGGAUGGCAUGACUCCGGGCUUCUACCAAAAAUGUUGGGACGUGGUUGGCCAUGAUGUUGUGACGCAAGUGAGAAACUUCUUUGAAUCAGGUGUGUUACCCGACAAUGUCAAUAAUACUAAUAUUAUUCUUAUUCCUAAAAAGAAGAAUGUUAGUAAUAUGGGUGACUUAAGGCCAAUUUCCUUAUGUAAUGUUUUGUAUAAAAUCAUAUCAAAAGUCUUGGCUAAAAGGUUGAAAAUUGUGCUUCCACAUAUAAUCUCUGAGAAUCAAUCAGCGUUCAUUCCUGGCCGGUUAAUCUCUGACAACAUUAUGGUUUCCUAUGAAGUAAUGCACUACUUCAAAAGAAAGCGUAAGGGGCAAACUGGCUAUAUGGCUUUGAAACUCGAUCUAAGUAAAGCUUACGAUCGUAUUGAGUGGGGCUUCUUAAUGGCUAUGAUGAGUAAAAUGGGGUUUCAUAACCGUUUCAUUGAGUUGAUUUUUCACACGAUCUCUACGGUGGAAUACAAGAUAGUACAUGGGGGUCAUGAAAUUGGUCCUAUCGUUCCAAGUAGGGGCAUUCGACAAGGGGAUUCUCUAUCUCCCUAUUUGUUCCUUAUUUGUGCGGAGGGCUUUUCAUCAUUGCUAAGAAGGGCCGAAAGGAGUGGUCAUAUUCGGGGUUGUAAGGUUGCUAAUGGUGCGCCAACAAUAUCUCAUAUGCUUUUUGCUGACGAUAGUUACGUCUAUUGUCGAGCAACUGAGAAUGAGGCUGAUAAUGUACUUCGUAUAUUAGACAUGUUUGAGGUAGCUUCGGGACAACAAGUUAAUCGUGCAAAAUCAUCCAUCUUCUUUAGUGCCAACACUCCUUCCGAUCUUCGAGAUAGACUUUGUACUAGACUGGGAAUGGUGCCUGCUAGCAAUGAUAGUUUUUACUUGGGUUUGCCUUGUAUACUGGGAAGAAGCAAGAAAGCUAUUCAGAAUUUCCUUCAAGAAAAAAUGGAAAAACGAAUCCUGAGUUGGGAAGGUAGAUUCUUGUCUAAAGCUGGGCGUGAAAUCCUAAUCAAAACGGUAGCACAAGCAAUUCCGUCUUAUGCUAUGUCGGUGUUCCUCUUACCAGUUGAAACAUGUACCUUGCUUGAGAAGUUAAUGUCCAAGUUUUGGUGGGGUAAUUCUUCCCAACAGUCGCGUGGUAUAACUUGGAUGAAGUGGAGCCGUUUGAGUCGUCACAAGAGCAUUGGAGGCCUUGGUUUUCGCAACCUUCGGGAUUACAAUCUGUCACUUCUUGGAAAACAAGCAUGGCGGCUGUUACAGGGGGCUGAUACUCUGGUCAAUCGAGUGUAUAAGGCUCGUUACUAUCCUCAUGACUCAAUGUUAAAUGCUUCUCUUGGUGCCAACCCGAGUUACAUAUGGCGUAGCAUACAUGAGUCUCAGAGUUUAAUACUUGAUGGUGCAAAAAUCAGAGUGGGAGUGGGAGAUAUUGAGGUGCUGAAUCUUCCAUGGUUAGGUGAUGACAUUAACCCUUUUGUUACAUCUUCUCACCCAGCUCUUGAUCAAAGCAAGGUGCGGCAAUUAAUGAGUCCAAAUGGUCAGUGUUGGGAUGUUGAGUUGGUGAGUGAUCUGUUUAAUCAUAGAGAUGCUUCUGUUAUUAUGAAUACUCCUAUUAAUGUUGGAAGGAGUGAUAAUUAUUAUUGGAAACAUGAGCACUCAGGAUUUUACACAGUGAAGAGCGCAUACAAAGUUAUUCAACUUAAUAAAGGAAAUUGGGGUCAUGAAAUGGAGGACUUAGUGUGGAAAAAGCUUUGGAAAAUUAAGAUUCCACCUAAAGUUCUGCACUUUAUGUGGAAGGCUCUCACUCAAUGCUUACCUACUCGAAUGCAGCUCCAAAAGAAGCAUGUGGAUGUCCCUGCUUCUUGCAUUUUCUGUCACACGAGUGUUGAGUCCAUCAGCCAUGUUCUACUCGAGUGCCAAUUUGCUCAAAGUUGCUGGAAUCGGGCUGCUGUGAGCACUGCUGCUACUGCUGUCGGAUUCGACUUUUCACUUUGGUUCGAAUCCCUGCUGCAUAGAGGACGGGCAGGAAUGAUUGAGGAAGGUUCAAUGGUCGCUUGGUCCAUUUGGAAAGCUAGAAACGAGUUACUUUGGAAGAACAAGAGCCGUACUGCUGUUGAAGUUGUUUCUCAUGCGCGUUCAGUCCUUGACCAAUGGAGUUAUGCUCAGUCUAAUCGGUUUGAACCCUUGUUGGUGCCCGAAAAUCAACAUCACAAGGAGGAGCAUUGGUCUAAACCUGAAGCAAAUAAAAUCAAGGUGAAUGUGGAUGGUGCAAUUUUUCAAAGUAUUGGAUCGUAUGGAGUUGGAAUUGUAGCUCGAAAUAGCAAUGGUCACUUGAUCGAAGCUACUACUACUCUAAGGUUAGGGAAUGUUCAAUCGACCACUAUUGAAGCUUUUGGGAUCAAGGAAGCGUUGAGCUGGAUCAAGGACAAAGACUGGUCUAAUGUGGUUGUUGAAACCGAUUCCCUUGUGUCAGUCCAAGCACUUUCUAGCUUAGUUUUUAUGCCUUCUGUUUUUUGUUUGUUAAUUUCCGAUUGUAAACGUUUGUUAAAUUGUUUGUGUGAUGUGUCUGUUACUUUUGUGUCGCGAUCUGCUAACAAAACCGCUCAUUGUCUUGCUCGCGGUUCUUGUUAUUGGUCUGAUUGCAUCUUUAAUGUCAUCAAUAUCCCUAGUGCUGUACAUUCUUCUAUAAUGGCCGAUUUGGCUAUUAUAAGUUAA